GAAUAUUAACGAUGAGAGAUGUCGUAUGCGGCAACUAUUCUACUUGUGUAGACAAGUGUUUCUAUAGUUUUAUUUGUAUCUACUUUGUUAUAUUACAAUUUGUAGGUAUUCCAAUAAAGAAGAAGGAUCCGUGAUGGCGCCGGUAGUUGGAUUAUUAGAACAAUAUCAAAAAUGUGGCAUACAUGUUGCAAUUGUUUUGUUAUUCGUUGCUUCAGUUAUGUAAAACCAAAGGAUAAUACAUCAAGAUAUUUGAGAGUGAUACUAAAUAUGGCAGAAAGUGGAUUGGAGUCAAAGACCAUCGAUAAUCAAAUGAACAAGGGUCAAAUGGACGUCAACGAAUGUCUUGGCAAUUGGCUUAUUUAUUUGCAGACUCUUAAUGAUCUCUGUACAGCUGGUACUAAAUUGGCACAAUCAUUGCAAGCACUUCUAUCAGUGCACGAUACAGUAGCUCAAUAUCGUCUAUCAGGGCAAUGUCUUGUUGGUUGGGAAGAAUUAUCAAGAGCAACUAACGUUGCUAGUAACACCGUUAAGAAUCAUGUUAUUGCAGCAUUGAAGGAUCACGAAGCAAGAAAUAAUGAUGGUGAUAAACAUGAUAUUCUAAAAGACAACUUGUUAACAUUUAUUAACUUGCAAUACCAAUUUUGUGUGGCCUGUUGCGAAUGCCUUGGUGGAAUGGCAGAAUGUUCUUGUUCACAAAGUGGUAGUGCUGACUGUGAUAUCGCUGCCCUUCAACAAUGCUUCGAAAGGUUAUACAGGUCACCAAUAACAUCUUCUACAACACAACAGUCUGUACAAAAUUGUCACAGAUCACCUUUACCUUAUCCAUUGUUUCCUCUGCAGGUUCAGAGGAGGUGGUCUGAGACUGCUGCAGCAGACAUGUCUGGAGAAUCUUCAGAAAAUACUAUGAGAAGAUGGUCUAUGCCAUGGGAUUGUCGACAUGUUACUGAAUGGCCACGACAAGAAGUUAGAUCAAGACUGAAAGUACCCCAUCAGGACCGUAGUAGAUCGACAACACCUGACUCAGUGUGGAAAGCUUCCACUAUGGCUAGUCAGGAUGGUCUUCGUGAAGCAAUUCAACUUCUUUCUUGUAAACCAGGUAUCAGGCCAACGAAUCAAUUAUCAGUGUACACGACUCAGCACAUUCCUGGUGUGACUUUAACUACAUGUAAUUAUGAAACUAAUUACGAUUCAGCAACAGUUUGGCCUGAACCACGCAGAGUAUGUUCACCUAGGUGUUGGCCACAUGAUUCACAUUCAAGUGAUCAGUCUGAUCAAUCUGGUCAUCGUGACAGCGAUCAAAGUGUUCACAGUGGUGAACACAGAGAUUCAGAGCAGAGUGUUGCUAGUGGUAGUGGUUAUGGGGAUAGCAAAGAUAGCAUUCAUUCUCAUAAUAGUGAUCACAGGGAAAAUGAACUUGGAACAACUGAAGCUAUGCCAUCAAGAAAGAGUAGUUCAUCAACAGAUUCAUGUGUUUCUGCUUAUAGUCGUUCUGGUUCUGAAAGUGCUGGUGGUGGUGGGGAAUGUUCAAGGUCUCAAUUAUAUAGUAUGUGGAGUGGCAAUGACGUACCUUUCAUAAAAUUACCAGAAAGCAGUGAAGUACAAGACGAACAUCCGCCGACCUAAAAACAAUGUGUGUGUGUUCAUGUUUUUUUUUUUUCUAGCUUCUAAUUAUUAUUAUUAUAUCAUUUAAUAUGUGAUGAUAAAUUAUAAUGUGAUAAGUCACUUAUAAACUCUAUUUGUCUCUCUUUCUCUUGGAAACUUUAAUUAAAAAUUUAUAGUUAAAUUCAAUGAUCAGAGAAUUAAAGUUUGAAGUGACUUAAAAAUUGACAAAUUUUUGACAGAAUCACAUAGUGAUUCUACUAAUUCCAUUUGUGACAUUUACAUGUUUGAUAUUUAUGAGCAUAAUAUGACAAAAAUAUGUGUUUUAACUUUUAAUGACUCAUAUAGAUUAUGAGUCUAUAAAAAAAAAAAAAAA
Messenger RNA from Polistes dominula (European paper wasp), 1975 nucleotides. RefSeq lists its product as uncharacterized. Lineage: Eukaryota; Metazoa; Arthropoda; Insecta; Hymenoptera; Vespidae. The record is from RefSeq and is a predicted model, not a curated record.